Messenger RNA from Electrophorus electricus (electric eel), 1231 nucleotides. RefSeq names its product ciliogenesis and planar polarity effector 2 (gene cplane2). NCBI's taxonomy places the organism in Eukaryota, Metazoa, Chordata, Actinopteri, Gymnotiformes, Gymnotidae. The record is from RefSeq and is a predicted model, not a curated record. Gene Ontology annotation, molecular function: GTPase activity; GTP binding.
UACUGUGAAAUAGCGUCAUGAGGCGUUCCGGCUAAAUUGGUAUCUUAGUUUGUUCUACCAGUUAAUUUAGCAAAGAGAUUAAAUGCCAACUGUACCUCCUGGAUCUAUAUUUGUAACGGACUGGCAUCGCAGUCCAGAAAGCAGAGAAUAUUUCAACAAGAUAUUGUACAAGAAAAAACGUCGAAAAUUUGGCCUCUUGGAAGCUCCAGUGAUGCCACCUAAUUUGAAAGCAGACACCGUUCGGUACAAGGUUUUCAUCUCGGGUAAAAGUGGAGUGGGGAAAACUGCUCUUGCUGCUCGGCUGACUGGUCUUGAGAUUCCAAACGUACACUAUGAAACAACAGGCAUGGAGACGUCUGUGGUGUUUUGGCCUGUGAAGCUAAGGGAGAGUGGUCGUGUGCUCUUCUUCCAUUUCCAGCUCUGGGACUGUGGAGAAAAUGUCAUGUGCAGAUUUGACCACAUGCUACCGUCCUGCGAGGAACAGGCGGAUGCCAUUCUCCUUCUGUUCUCCUUCACUGACCACGGCUCUUUUGAGGACAUCUCAAAUCAGAUGCCUCGGCUCACAGACCCCUCAGACAGAGUUGUCAGAUUGGUGGUUGGCACCAAAUUUGACUUGUUUAUGCACACAGAUGUGACAGAGAGUGAGAUCACAGCAUUUCAGGAGGUGUGGGGUGUGCCCGUCUUCCGUGUGGGAGGUGAUGUGAGCAGUGGGAUGGGUGAGAUCGCACCCUUAUUAAAUGCCUUGGCAGAAAACCUAUGGCACCAGGACUGUGCACAUGCUUCUAACUCCCUAUCCCCACCUUCUUAAUCUCAAGAUAUAGGCCCAGAGGUCAUUGUAUGACCUCAGCUUAGUCAGUCAUGCUUAGAGUUAGUCAUGUUGUUUUACUUUGUGUGAGACACAAAAGACUUGGUGUGAACUCAACUCAAAUAACAAUCUCAAAGGUCUUGUUAAAGCCCUUGACUCUUAUAUGUAUAGCUAUGUACAUACUUACUACUUGAACAGCUGUAAGUGCUUUUCUAAAUUAAAACUUUACACUUCUUCUAUGUAUGGAGUAAACAUUUGACUAAAUUACUUUGUGCAUUGUAAUUAUCUAAUGAAAAUGAUUCUGUUCAAUAUGAGCUUGAAUGGAUUGGUCCAGGAUUAAUCUUAACCAAGCACCAAGAUCAGGUAUGUUGGAAAUAAGUUUAAUAGCUGACGAAGCACUCUAAACAAUAAAGCUACCUCAACUCA